This is a messenger RNA of Nymphalis io (European peacock), 5390 nucleotides long. It is a transcript of the gene Mgat2, whose product is annotated as alpha-1,6-mannosyl-glycoprotein 2-beta-N-acetylglucosaminyltransferase. Gene Ontology annotation, molecular function: alpha-1,6-mannosylglycoprotein 2-beta-N-acetylglucosaminyltransferase activity. Gene Ontology annotation, cellular component: Golgi stack; Golgi membrane. Bases 421 to 1923 code for a protein of 500 amino acids. Gene Ontology annotation, biological process: oligosaccharide biosynthetic process; protein N-linked glycosylation. NCBI's taxonomy places the organism in Eukaryota, Metazoa, Arthropoda, Insecta, Lepidoptera, Nymphalidae. The record is from RefSeq and is a predicted model, not a curated record. The transcript has 12 exons.
CCGAUAAAGUACUCAUCCAAUGCCGUCGCGUAUUAAUUUAACUGUUAAUUUUCAAUGAGAAUCAUGUGACGGAGCGCGCGCAUUAAAAAAAGUUUUUUUUAAAUAAAUUAUGCACACAGAAUUGUAGAGUUGACAUAUAAAAACUCUUUUAAAGAUCGAUAUUAUAUCGCAGUAAUAUAUUAAUCGUGUUCUAAUAGUGUUAUGUUUAUUGUGAAGGUGCUCGUGUAUAUAAACUAAUUAAUAUUCAGUUGUCGAAAUAUUUACGUAACGGAGUGGAUAUUUGGUAUUUAGGAACAAGAUUUAUUUAUAUUGAUUAAAACCUCAGCUCAGGAACGAUGCGGCUUCAUUUAAGGAAACUCCCGUAAAGCGCCAUCUAUCGGCAGUUAAAAUGAACUAUCCAGAUUUUGACGUUUAGACGCAAUGCCCCGUUUAAAAUAUGCAUCAAUUCUACGAGUGCUGCUUAUACUGGGCCUGUUUUGCCUCUGGGUACAGAUUAUGCUGUCAGCGACGAAUGGCGCUCUGGACAAAGAUGGCGAAGAGUUGAUGAAUUCAAACGAAACAUCAGAACAGGUCCUGGCGCUGGUACCACCUGAACUACACAAGUACCUGACCGUUCAUCCGAAGAACAGCAGUGCGAACGCGACAGAGCGAUACAGUCCCAAGAAUGUAUCAGACAUACUGCGUGCCAUUCAAAGGGCGAACGAUGCCCAAACUAUACACAACGAAGAUAUAUUUGGUCCCGUUCAGAACGAUACAAUCAUUAUUGCAAUUCAAGUCCACACUCGUCUCACAUACCUCCGUCACUUGAUCGUUUCCUUGGCCCAGGCGAAGGACAUCGACAAGACGCUGCUCAUCUUCUCCCACGACUAUUACGACGAUGAGAUCAACAACCUCGUCAGGAGUAUCGAUUUCACGAAGGUGAUGCAAAUCUUCUAUCCCUACUCCGUUCAAACCCACCCCCUGGAGUUUCCUGGUAUGGAUCCGAAUGACUGCCCUCGGGACGCGAAAUUGGAACAGGCGUUAAAAUUGAAAUGUAACAACGCACUGCAUCCGGACCUCCACGGCCACUACCGGGAGGCGAAGUACGCGCAGACGAAACACCACUGGUGGUGGAAGUCGAACAGGAUCUUCAAUCAGCUCCAAUGCACAGCGGGGCACACAGGCAUGGUGGUAUUUCUAGAAGAGGAUCACUAUGUAGCCGAGGAUUUUAUACAUAUCCUCCACCUGCUGAGGGCCACAGCUGAUAAAACGUGUCCCCAGUGCGAGAUAUUAUGUCUCGGGACUUAUCUUAAGACUUAUCAGUAUCACACAACGAGCGAUAAGAGAAAGAAACACCUUACCCUGAACUACAUACAGCAAGUCCGUGCUAUCAGCGAAGAGAGGAGGAAAAGGCAACACGACACGCAAACAUGGAAUUAUCAAGUCUAUCCGAAUUUGUAUGCGAACACGCAAAAGGUGGAAAUAACUCCAUGGCAUUCAAGCAUGCAUAAUAUGGGUAUGGUGUUUAACAGAACGGUCUGGACGAAUAUACUGGAACUCCAGGACCAGUUCUGUGCGUACGACGAUUACAAUUGGGACUAUUCGUUACUCCACCUGUCACAGAAUAGACCUGGAAGGGAGAAGUUCAAGGUGAUAUUGUGUAAAGGGCCCAGGGUUUUCCAUAUUGGAGAAUGCGGUUUUCACCAUAAGAAGUCCAACUGUAACGCGUCAACAGUUAUCAGCAAAGUGCAGAAGUUACUCCAGGACGCGAAGUCCUACCUGUUCCCGCCACGAGUGACGGCAACAAUCAGCGCUGGUGGCGCGAAGCACAAUAAGAAACUAACGAAGGGAAACGGAGGUUGGGGCGAUUUGAGGGAUCAAGAGCUGUGCACCAACAUGACAAAAGUGGAACGUCAAAUGAGGAAAUACACAUACUACACGUAGUCUAUAUGAUACAGGUCUGCUAUACCAAAUACAACAAACUAAAACGUAAUUAUAAUAACAUUUUGACAGUUCGUGACGUACGCAUCCGUCCGCCAUCUUGUUGCAUCUGUCAACUGUCAUUAUUUGUAUGUGACAGGUGGGAGAUUUUGAAUCGAAUCGAUAUAUACUUUAUUGAAUUACUUGUAAGCGUUUUUUUUUUUUUUUUUUUUAAUUUAACGCAGCCAGCGAUACGUAAUGUAGAUUAUGUCGAAAAGCGUCUAGAUCAUUCUUCAAGCUUCUAAAUUCAUUGAAAAUUGUUUUAAUUGUAUGUGAUAAAGUAUAUUUUGAACCAAAAUAAAGAGCGAAACGAUAUUGCUUUAGAGACGUUACAUAAAAAAGUUACACAAAAAGUUGGACUUAAAUUUAACUUAUUGUUUAAAUAAUUAUAUUAUAAAGUCAUUAAUUCAAAGAUAGAUAGCAUAGAUAUUUGCGUUAACCUUCAAGUGCCGAGGUGCUAAACACAAAUAAAACGCAAGACUGGUCUCUCAGACCACAGUAAAUAAAUUAUGUUUUAUAAACAAUUAUGAUUGGUGAAAUUAGUUUUAUUGUUGAGUUUAAAAUUAUAAAAACUAUUUUUUCAUUAAUCAGCCAUAAUACUUUAAGUGAGCUCUUACGUAACUAGCAGUAUUGUACGUAUUACGAACUUAUUAAUUUAAUUCACGUAGACACACUAAUAUAAAUUUAAUAUAAAAUUCACGAAAGGCACGGAGAACACGUAAAUUGAGAUAGAAAUAAUAAUUAAAAAAAAAAAAUCGCUAUAUAUCGCUCCUGCGCAGUUGGCUAAACCCUCUUGUGAUAGGCCGUCGUGGCCAAAAUCAGUCUGGAGGACAUUAUAUAUAUACAGACAGGACAAUACAUAUGUAUUUUUAUAAAGUAAGCAUUCGCUAAGAAUUUUAAGGCGUUUAGGUAUGUAUGUAAAGGCUCAGAUGUGAUAAAAAAAAUGCGCGCCUAGAAUGUAAGACUUAAACAUAAAUGUGUUAUCAUUUGGAAAAUGAUUAGAAUGAUUGUAACCGCAUCAAAAUCGAUGAAGUAGUUUAAACAAAUUGUGCUAAUUAAUAUAUUUAGGCAUUGUUUAGGUCAAAAAAAAAUCUAGUCUUAAGUUAAUUUUUUUUUUAAAUUAAAUUUUAAUAUUUUUUUAAAUUUCGGUCGUUGCUAGAAAGUUCAUUGUUUGUCUGUGCCGUUGCCUGGCAAAUGUGAAGCAUUGAAUUUUUUUGCAUUGUAGUUAACAAAAAUAAAAUAUACCGAAUUUUUUUAAAGAAAAUUAUACUGUUUGUGUAAUAAACAUUUAUAUGUAUUUAACACAAAAAUGGCGGCACGCCAACUUUCUGUUUCAACAUCACAUAAUAUUUAAAAUUGAAUUUCAUCUCAAUAUUCUUUAAUAUAUCAAGAAGAUGAUAAUUUUAUCGCACGUUCUACUUCACUUCAAAGGCUGGCAACACAUCAUGGCGCUGGGAGUCACGUUCUAUCAGUGACAACAUUCGCCCUCCCCCCCUAAAUAAAUAUAAAAGUACAGCGUCACAGAUAUGUCAGGAUCGUUUCGCAUCAUCGUAUUUCAAAAUGAUAUUAGUUUAUCUUAAGGCUAAAUAUUAGGCUCCAUUUGACAGGUCUGUUAGACCAUAUCGUACUUGAGGGUUAAAAGAAAAAAAAAGUGAGCUGUCAAAAUGUUAUUAAUAAACUGACAGUUAAGUAUAAGAGUUUUUUUUUUUUAAAUUAAGAUAUUUCGUUAUUUUUUCACAAACAUUAAGGUGCUUCAAAGUUUCUAGUUGUUUUGCUUCAUAUGUAUAAAUCACAGUAUUAUAAACUUGAACUGUUAUAUCUGUCCUUGUCUAAUAUAUGAAUUGUUUUUAUAUGCGAGAGAGAGAUGGGUAACUAUUAGAGCCAAAGGUCGUAUGUUGAAAUUGUGUACUUAAGAUCAUAACUAACUUCUUAUACAUAAUUUUUUGUUUCCAUGGCAACGGUUUUGUUUAUGUCGCUUACAAUCAUGUUUGUUAUCAAAUUUUUACAUAAGACUUUUCGGACUUAGAUACGUUUUAUUUUAUAUAAGUAUAAUUAUUAUAUAUUUCGUUUUGGAAUCUAUGUAUGAUAUUUGAUAUUGUAUGUUUUUUUUAUUUCGUUCUUCCUGACGGUACUUUUUUUUUGUUUGUCUAAUUUUUUUUUAUAAUUUUCAUUCUUAUAUGUAAUAAUUGUGUAUGUUAAUAAAAGUGCGUUCAUUUAAUUUUUUCUGUUGAUUAAUAUCGUAUCUCGUCUCGUAACGCUGGUGGUCCCGGUACUUGAAUACCGGUCCAGAAAAGUUGUAACCCUAAACUUUGAUUUAGUAAUUAGCAUUGUAUACAAUAAGGUCGUGUCGGAUUGCCAUCCCAUCGGAUUAGGAGUUAGGGAAUAGAGUGCAUCUGUUUGCGCACUCUUCCUCAUGUCUUGGACAGGCGACUAAAGUCUCUUGAUAAUGACCGCAGUGGAACGAUCACGAUGACGUCACCGUUGCCAUUCAAAAGUAUUGAUUGGAAAAGAAGUAUGACUGUGAUAUAUAAAUGUAAACACUUUUUUUUUUUAUAAAUGUCUUACAAACACACCGUUGAAAAAAAUGCUCGAGCGAUUAAAAUUUAAUGAUAAAUAUUCGUCGAUCUAUAAUUAUAUUGUAAAUGCUAAAAUAGUUCUGAUGAAAUCUUAAAAGCCCACUUAAGACUUAGUAUACGCCUAAAGGAACUUCCUUUGAAGUCCAACUUUGACUUAAGACACUAUUGACGUCGGAAGAUACCAAGCAACUAAUAUUGUUUUGAGCCUUAUAUAUGUAUAAAAAAAUCUUGCCAGCGCGAUUCAGAAGUAUGUAUUAAUCGAUCAACGCCAUCUAUUGGUACUAAACUGUAACACUUAACAAUUACUACAGGACUUUCUUUAACGCACUUUUAUUGACACGAUAUAAUAUUCCAUUCAAAAUAAAUUUUGUACAAAUCGUAAACAGGAAUUAAACUUUAACAUUUAAGCAAAAUUUCAAUGAUAUGUAGGCGUAUUCAAAUUGAGAACGUUAGUUAUAGAAAAUUCGUUACUACAGUGUUGUCAUCUGUUAAAAAUAUAAUAAUCAGCUUGAAUCAAAUUGUCAAAACUGACAUUUAAGACAAAAAUUUUGCAUUUAAAAUAUUGAAUAAAAAUGUUUCUUUUAACGAUGAUUAUUAUUUACUUUCCCUUAAAGUUUACAGAAAUAAUUACAUUUUAUUAAUAUUUUAUACAAAAUGGUAAAUAAUAAUAGUUAAGCCUGCAUAACGCAAUACCCUUAAUUGCGAAUUUUAAUCCUUUAAAAAAUAUCUUUAGCAUACUAACUGCAAAAUUUCAGUAUGAGUAAAUUAAUAUUUUUUUUAUAAUCUUUUUGUUGUAUAUAUUGUGUAUUUUUUAUCUGUGUUAAUUGUUUUGUAACGUUCUUUUAAUUUUUGUAA